AUGUCUCAAUAUACAACAAAGCAGCCAAUCUCCAGCAGUGCUUUAAAUGUCAGAUGUAUAAACAUAUCGCCAGGCACUGUCAGUGCCAGAUCUGCUGCGCAAAAUGUCCAUAUCAAAGAUCCUGCUAAGAGACUCAAUACGAAACACUUUGCGUACGCGAGGGAGUGCCCAAUACAAGCUACAUGCCUCGCAGAGGCACAUCAACGACGUACAUACAGCCCACAAUAUCACACUCCUGUGAUACGACCUGGCAAUAUUCAGCCUGGAGCCAUCUCACCAAAUGACCCUACACCAGCUGAAGCAGCUAAUACAGAGCGAAGUCCUCGCGCACCGGCUCGUAUAGCCACCACACGUCAAUCUGCCAACUCAAGUAGUAAGAGCGCAGCAGCCGCCCAAAAACGAGUGGCAGAAUGA
Molecule: messenger RNA, 414 nt
Organism: Talaromyces stipitatus ATCC 10500
Lineage: Eukaryota; Fungi; Ascomycota; Eurotiomycetes; Eurotiales; Trichocomaceae
Exons: 2
Coding region: 1-414 (137 amino acids)
Source: RefSeq, a predicted model, not a curated record